CAAAAUAGUUUCACGACGAACAGAACUGUCCGAAUUUCUUGAUGUUUGACGGAUGCAUUCUGGCAGCACUGGGCUGAGAGAGGGAUGUAAACAAUCAUGUCAGCCGCUAUAAGGUAAUUACCUACGCGAAUCCCAAGCCGACACAUAUGAUCCGCUGUGUUUCGCCUUAUCGUCGCGAUGGUCUCGUGGAAGAAAGCUACAUAGAAGGCUGAUUCAAGGAAGUGAUAGGACUAACGCCGGCUGACGCUGGGCUUCCCUUCGAAGUUUUCCAUCAUCCCAGUUUGCUUCCGUGUUCUUCAUGCUCAUAGACUUUGGAGGGUUUUCGCCAGCGCCGGGAAUAGGCGUAUGCUUGGGCUUCACCUUUCCUACCUGGCAGCUUAUAACUUAGAAGCCGGUGUCCAUCGAAGAGCUAACGAUACGCCCACCAGGGUCCUGUGAUUCUGUGCAUGACUUCGUGAUUGAAAACAUGAGUCUCAGCGUCAGUCACGUCAACAACAAGCGCCAUAAUGUUGCAUAUGGCAAUGGUCUGGUAUACGUUGGAUUUAAUCAAGAUCAAGGAUGCUUUGCAUGUGGAAUGGAAAAUGGAUUCAGAGUAUACAACAUGGACCCACUUAGAGAGAGGGAGAGGCAAGAUUUUUCAGAUGGAGGCAUUGGACAUGUUGAAAUGCUGUUCCGUUGCAACUACCUGGCUCUGGUUGGGGGUGGAUCGAAUCCCAAGUAUUCCACAAACAAAGUGCUCAUUUGGGAUGAUCUGAAGAAAACUCCAGUGAUAGAAUUGGAAUUCUCCAGUGAUGUGAAUGCUGUCAAGCUACGCCGUGAUCGCAUUGUUGUCGUCCUUACCACUCUCAUCAAGGUCUACACUUUUGCUCAUAAUCCACAGCAGCUGCAUGUCUUCGAUACAUCAAACAACCCUAAAGGUCUCUGUGCCCUCUGCCCAAGCAGCACAUCAUCCCUAUUGGCAUUUCCAAGCCGCAGGACUGGUCACGUACAAGUUAUUGAUCUUGGCAGCCCAGACAGACCUCCACUGGAUGUCUCUGCUCAUGAAUCAGCCUUGUCAUGCCUCACCCUCAAUUCACAAGGGACCCGACUGGCAACUGCAUCAACGAAGGGAACACUGAUCAGAGUCUUUGAUACCUACAAUGGUGGCCUUUUACAUGAGUUGCGCAGAGGAGCUCAUUCUGCCAAUAUUUAUUGCAUCAAUUUCAACCUGGAGUCCACCCUGCUUUGUGUAUCCAGUGACCAUGGGACCGUUCAUGUCUUUUCUGUUGAUGGAAACAUCAGGAAUAAGCAGUCUAGCUUGGCAUCAGCAUCUUUCCUACCCAAGUACUUUAGUUCCAAGUGGAGCUGGAGCAAAUUUGAAGUUCCUGGAAAUGCUCCAUGCCUGUGUGCCUUUGGUAGUGAUCCUAACUCCAUCAUUGCUGUGUGCAUUGAUGGAAGUUACUACAAAUUUGUCAUCUCAGAAAAAGGAGAGUGCAUCAGAAAUGUGUAUGCCCAGUUCCUCGAAAUGACUGAUGAUGUCAUUUGAGCUCAUCUGCCUCAUGGAAGGAAUUUUCCAGAAGCUUCCUGAUAUUUAUUCCAAAUUUAUGCAGUUCCAGUGGAUGUUAUGUCAUAUUGAAUGAUUCCCCAGAAGAGAGUGUUUAUAAUAAAGAAAAAAAUCAGUAUGCCAGAGUCAUAAAAGAA
Messenger RNA from Darwinula stevensoni, 1680 nucleotides. NCBI's taxonomy places the organism in Eukaryota, Metazoa, Arthropoda, Ostracoda, Podocopida, Darwinulidae. The record is from the annotation of a GenBank genome assembly.